This is a messenger RNA of Phytomonas sp. Hart1, 117 nucleotides long. The record is from the annotation of a GenBank genome assembly. Lineage: Eukaryota; Euglenozoa; Kinetoplastea; Trypanosomatida; Trypanosomatidae.
AUGGCCACUGUUUUAGGCGGCAGCGUUCUCGGCCACGGCAUCAGCAACUACCUCUACGGCCAGUCUAAUCAGGCCCCUCAGCAGCCGGUGAAGACUGCCGCGCUGGUUGAAUCCUAG